AGCUGUUAUCUUGAAUUUCGCUCUCGAGUUGUGGUGUAAUUUUUACAUUUUAUUUUUUUUUUCCUUCAAAUUCCGUCCUUCGUAAUUCGCAAAAUAGGUAUCAUCUUGUAUACGUGUGAAACAUUUCCGUUGUGUUUUUUGGGUUUUUCUCGAGUGAUUUUCCCCGUGUCCGUUUGAGUCGACGACGAGCAACGUUGUUGUACGGGUCACAGACCAGAAAGCCGUCGAACCUGGUGGAUAGAGACGAAAAACAUGAUAUAAUUUGCCGAGAUUGUAGACGUCAACAGAGUGGGCCUUAUCAUAUCCGUGCCAGUGGCAAGGCAAGUAGUGACAUUCUACCAGUCGCCUACAUUUUUCAGAAAAUCAUCUUCCACCCUUGUGUGUGCCCUGUCGCGGUUGUCCCCGUCUUGCUCAUUCGACAAUCAUGUUGAGCCGCGCCGACGGUCUAGUACAACGGCGCAACGUCAACCGAGACAACCCAGAUGGUACGUCCAGAGAAAACGGCCAUUCCACGGACAAAGCCGAUUACGAAGAGGACAUAGACGACGGUGACUCCAAGGAGACCCGACUGACCCUUAUGGAAGAAGUAUUAUUGUUGGGCCUCAAAGACAAAGAAGGCUAUACGUCAUUCUGGAAUGAUUCAAUAUCAUCUGGAUUACGAGGCUGCAUAUUGAUUGAACUAGCACUUCGGCAAAGAAUCGAAUUAGAAAAAGCUGGAAUGCGGAGAAAAAGUUUACAAACAAGAAAAGUGAUUGUAAAAAAUGAUACGCAGACGGGCGAUGUUCUUCUUGAUGAAGCUUUGAAACAUAUCAAAGAAACAAAUCCUCCGGAAACAGUUCAAAGUUGGAUUGAAUACUUGAGCGGUGAAACUUGGAAUCCGUUAAAAAUCAAAUAUCAAUUGAAAAAUGUACGAGAACGGUUAGCGAAAAACUUAGUAGAAAAAGGUGUUCUUACAACUGAAAAACAAAAUUUCCUUUUAUUCGAUAUGACCACGCAUCCGUUAACAGAUAACGAAGCAAAAGUUAGACUAGUAAAGAAGGUACAAGAUGCGGUUUUGUCUCGGUGGAUUAACGACCCACAUCGAAUGGACAAGCGACUUUUGUCUCUGUUACUACUGGCACAAGCAUCGGAUGUAUUAGAGAGUGCGUUUUCUCCGUUAAACGAUGAAGAUUAUGAAUUAGCCACCCGAAGACUAAGGGAGUUAUGCGAUAUGGACCUGGAAGUAGAAUCAAUGAAAGGGUCGACAAAUGAUGUUAUUUGGGCAGUAUUUGCAAACUUCAAUAAAUAAGUAAGUAAUGUAAUGACCAAACUGUUAACCAAUGUUUAUUAAACAACAAUUUUGUUAAAGGUUAUUAUAUUUUAUAUAACUACCUAUAUUUAGUAUAUUAUUCGAAACAAUACUAAUUGUUUUAACAUUUUUUUCUUUAUGAAAUAAUUUUUUUAUUUUAAGCAAUUAUUCCACUGCAUCACUUGUUUACUAGUUGUAUUUUUAUCAAUGCUGAUGUUUAGAAUUUUGAGUGUUGAUCCAAAUCUUCCACUCUUAUCGAUGAUCAAUAAUAUUAUUGUUAUUAUUGUUAAUUUAUUAGAAAAUGAAAUAACAAAGCUUAAUCAUUCGGAGAUGAAUGUUGUACAAAUGUCUUACAAAAAUUUAAACAAUAAAUAGUAGCUGUUUUAUGUAAAGUGGAAUGAGCAAUUUUGCUAAUUUCAUCUCAAAUCAAAUCACUUAGUAAUGAAUCUACAUAUUACGUUAAACUACAUGCUUAUGUUAUAACAUAAAUUAUCAUUUGAAAAAGCGACGAGAUUUCUGUUUUUUGUUUUGUUUUGUUAAUAUUUCAGUUAAAUACUGAUCUCGAAACUACAUAAUGUAUAGUGCCAUCAAUAUUUUUUAAUUUAAUUUUUACCGGUGAUUUAAAUUAAAAUAUAUAUUUUUUAAAAUUGUAUUUAUUUAUUAUAAUAUGGAACAUUAAAAUGUUUUUUUUUUUUUAUGUAGUUAUUGUUCUAUAUUAUUUUUGUUUAACAAAUUAAUUACGAAAUUAUUUUCAUUUGUUUUAAAGCACUUCAAAUACAUAGGCUAUGUCUUCCAUUCCUUUUUUUUUUAAACAUGAUAAUUAGUAAUAGUAUUGGAUUUCAUAUAGUAUAAUCUUAUUAUUUGGUACAUUUCAAAUUAUUUUUUGCGUUCUCUCCUCAAUGUGAUGACAACUCCUGAAAUAUAUUAUUUACCUUUUUUUUUGUGUUAUGUUCAUUUUAUUAAAGUUGAUUUGCUUGAGUUUUUAUUUCCGUAAUAGGUACCAAUCAAUAAUGUAUGUAUAUAAUAAUUAAUUAUUGGUAAAUUGUGCAAAGUAAUGGUUGUAUGAAAAUAAUAAUGCUAUAUGUACGGCUGUGAUGGGUAUUUAACAAAAUUUAUUCUUCAAUUUUUACUAUUAUUAUUAUUAUUAUUAUUAUUAUUAUUACUUUAUUUAUAAUUUUAAUAGUUUACCUACUUUAUUCACUUUGAAACACCAUGUAUAUAGAAUUGAUAUUAUUUAAUUAUAUAAGUUUAUAUAUUAUCGAAUAAAAUGUGUAACAUUAUUUGUAAAUAACUACAUCAUCUAUUUAGAUGAAGUUCUUGGGUCCGUUUCACAUCGGCAAGCGGCAUAUAAAAUACAUUAAAUAUAACAAUUCAUAUCUAUGUGUGUGGUACUGCCACUAAGUUUUUGCAACCGGUGUUCUUUACGAUCCAAACGUGUGACUUGGUCGGUUCUAAAUUUAAAUGCGGCGUUUGAAAAUACUGUACACGUAUUGUGAAACGGACCUUACUGUGACCUACGCAUAAACCAUUUUUAUGUUGAAACAUUAUUUUAAAUCAUUUUAAUGUAUUAUAGUUAUAAAAUUUAAUUUUUUUUUAGUUUAUAAAUAUAUAUAUAUAUAUAUAUAUAUAUACAUUUUUCCAAUGUAUUAUUAAUUUGUAAUAAUUUACUGCUCUGCUUCUAUGGUUACGCUAAUUUUUUUUUUAAAUUUAAUAUUGUUAUUGGAAAAUCCUUUUAUUAGACUUAAACUUUUAUAUACUAUGUCAAAAACAUCCCAGACACUUGUAUGUGUGUGUCUAUAACUUAGGAAAACAUAAAUAUAAUGAAAACUAUUUUAUCAAAAUGCUAUAUUGAUUUAAUGUAGUAAAAUUUUUUUCUCUACGAUUAAUGGAAAAAAAUUAAUGUACCUAUUAUUUAUAUACACAUUUCUAUAAAGUGCGUUCUACUUAAAAAAUUAGGUUUUUUUUUUUUGUAAAUAUAAUAUUACAUUUUUUAAAUGAAAAAAUAAAUAUUAUAGCUUUUACUUAAUACAAUUUAUGAUGUAGCAUGAUGUCAACAUUAAUAUACUAAAUUUAAUACUAGAUACUAUUACUGUAUUAAGCCUCGAUACACUGUAUUUUUUAAUUACAUGCAUGUGUUUUAAAUGUUAGGUUUAAUUAUUAUGAUUAUGAACAUAUAGAAAUGUCGAAUGCUCAAAACCGAUCAGUAUGUGUUUUGCUUCAUGUACAAAAAAUACCUCUUUUUACGUGUACUCUUUUUAUUUAUAUCAAAAUGUAUAGUAUAAUAAUUACAUUAACAUUUAUAUAAAAUACAAUAAUUGUGAUAAUAA
This is a messenger RNA of Adelges cooleyi (spruce gall adelgid), 3615 nucleotides long. It is a transcript of the gene sau, whose product is annotated as Golgi phosphoprotein 3 homolog sauron. Gene Ontology annotation, biological process: Golgi organization; Golgi to plasma membrane protein transport; retrograde vesicle-mediated transport, Golgi to endoplasmic reticulum. The transcript is spliced from 4 exons. The record is from RefSeq and is a predicted model, not a curated record. The coding region runs from base 425 to 1288 and encodes 287 amino acids. Gene Ontology annotation, cellular component: cytosol; trans-Golgi network; Golgi cisterna. Gene Ontology annotation, molecular function: phosphatidylinositol-4-phosphate binding. Lineage: Eukaryota; Metazoa; Arthropoda; Insecta; Hemiptera; Adelgidae.